AUGUUCAUAAUUAUAUUUAUUUUUCUUCCAUUUCUUUCUUCUACUUCUCAAUUUGUUCUCUUUCUUUCGUUUUUCUUUCCUCUCUUCUCUCUCUAUCUCUCUCCAUUCCUUUUUUCUUUCUUUUCUUUCUUUCAUUCUUAUGUUCAUAACUACAUUUCUCCCUUUCCCUUUCUUUCUUCUCGUGUCUCUCUUUCUUUCUUUCUUCUCGUGUCUCUCUUUCUUUCUUUCUUUCUUUCUUUCUUUCUUUCUUUCUUUCUUUCUUUCUUUCUUUCAACACAGAAUCCUUUCUUUCACCAAACCCAUUCUUUAAUUCAUUUAAUACAUUCCCAUUCUUCUCUUCUCUUUCUUUCUUUCUUUCUUUCUUCUUUGCCUCAUUUCUUUCUUGUUUCUUUCUUUUUUCUUUCUUUCUUCUUUGCCUCAUUUCUUUCUUGUUUCUUUCUUUUUUCUUUCUUUCAUCACGUAAAUCUGUUUUAUUUGGUUUCUGUCCAUAUUCUUUCUUUUUUCUUUCUUUCUUUCUUUAUCUAUCUAUCCCAAUUUCUUCUUUCUUUCUUUCUUUCUUUUUUCUUUCUUUCUUCUAUGCCUCAUUUCUUCCUUGUUUCUUUCUUUUUUUCUUUCUUUCUUCUUUGCCUCAUUUCUUCCUUGUUUUCUUUUUUCUUUCUUUUUUUUUGCUUUUCUUCUUUUUCUCAUUUCUUCCUUGUUUUCUUUUCUUCUUUUUCUUUUCUUUUUCUUUCUUUCUUCUUUGCCUCAUUUCUUCCUUUGUUUCUUUCUUUUUCUUUUCUUUCUUCUUUGCCUCAUUUCUUCCUUGUUUCUUUCUUUUUUUUUUCUUUCUUUUUCUUUUCUUUUUUUUUCUUUCUUUUUCUUUCUUUCUUUUUCUUGCCUCAUUUCUUCCUUUUUUUUUUUUUUUUUUUUUCUUUGCCUCAUUUCUUCCUUGUUUCUUUCUUUUUCUUUCUUUUUUCUUUGCCUCAUUUCUUCCUUGUUUUUUUUUUCUUUUUUUUUCUUUCUUCUUUGCCUCAUUUCUUCCUUUCUUCUUUCUUUUUUUUCUUUCUUUCUUCUUUUUCCUCAUUUCUUCCUUGUUUCUUUCUUUUUUUUCUUUCUUUCUUCUUUGCCUCAUUUCUUCCUUUUUUUUCUUUUUUUUUUUUUUCUUUUUUUCUUUGA
Messenger RNA from Acanthosepion pharaonis, 1155 nucleotides. NCBI's taxonomy places the organism in Eukaryota, Metazoa, Mollusca, Cephalopoda, Sepiida, Sepiidae. The record is from the annotation of a GenBank genome assembly.